AUGGUGUCUCGUCUCCCCCUCGAAAUCAUCCACGAAAUCAUUCGCUACAUCGACGAUCGGCGAACUCUCGCUUCCCUCCUCCUUGUCUCACGCACCGUCCACCCGCAAGCAGAGCUUCGUUUCUACGCAAAGGCCAGCUUCCUCAACCACGGAGGCGAAUCCCUGCUGCGGCGCCUGAAGACCUUCUGCGAGCAGAUCUCCGCAUCCGACGGCAGACUCGCGCUCUGCCUCACCUCCUUCGCCGUGCAAGCCGCGCCCGGGCAAUGGACGCUCCCCGCAGACGUGUUCCUGCUGAUCAACUCGAUCCUGCAGCAGUGCCACAAGCUGACCGAGGUCGUCUUCGACUUCGGGAGCCGCAUGGGGACCGACUGGGGCAUGUUCGACGGCGCUCGGGAUAUGCGGCUGGCGCUGAGGCAUCUGAGCUACACCACCGGCACGUACUACGUGCGCCCCUUGAUUGCGCUGCUCGAAGCGCAGCCAUCGCUCGAGCGGCUCGAGCUCCCGAUGGUCCACGAACUCCCGUUGUCCGCCAAGGCACUCCCCGCCCUAUCCGCCCUCCACGCCUCCCAGCGCGUGGCAAGCCAGCUCCUCCCCGGACGCCCCGUCACGCACCUCAGGAUCACGAAGCUCUACGCGAUCGCCGAGGAGUUCGCCCGCGAGAGCCUCCGCAGAAUCCGCGUCUUCUCCUCCUCCGGGAAGUUCGAAACCAUCCUCGGCCUCGCCUCCCACAUGCCCGCGCUCCUCUGCCUCGACGUGGGCUCCGCAGACUCCUCGCCCCUGGACUCUACGCCGUUCAUCCCGCUGUUCAAAGACACGCAGCUACGGUACAUCCGCUUCAGCGGCACCUGCUUCGCCCACGACACCGGCUCGUCGUCCCACGUCGCGAUGCUCUGCUUCCGGCAGAUCCCCUCGCUGCGCUGCAUAGACUGCGAGGCACCACAGGGCAACUACAGCCGCUGGCACCGCGGCGCAAUAUGGUGGCCAAUCACCUUCCGCCCAACGUCCCUGGACUGGCGAUGCGUCGCAGAAGAGAGCAGAGAUGGCGAACACGAUAGCAGGGAUAUAUCCACCGGAGAUUCAGGUUGA
Pleurotus ostreatus (oyster mushroom) is the source of this 1086-nucleotide messenger RNA. RefSeq lists its product as uncharacterized. The transcript is spliced from 2 exons. The record is from RefSeq and is a predicted model, not a curated record. NCBI's taxonomy places the organism in Eukaryota, Fungi, Basidiomycota, Agaricomycetes, Agaricales, Pleurotaceae. The coding region runs from base 1 to 1086 and encodes 361 amino acids.